AUGAGUUCUGUGAAUGUGGAUAUCCUCUCCACUUCACCAAGUACUGGGUACGACCCUGGCGACGACGCCGCGCCACAAGGCGUUCCACAUGAUAGUGGGGCUCACCGUGCUUGUCGAGUAGAGCUGGAGGAGGCCGUGCCUCAGCUGGAUUCCCGCGCUGCGAAUCGGCACUCGCUGGAACGGCGUCUGCGUCCUCACGACGCAUGCGUACUUGACGCGAACGACCACGUUCAUCGCGAAGCGGUCGGUCUCGAAGAGAUGUUCCACUCCGAGGACUGUUUGUACUCCUUGUUGUUGAUUCGCAACCAGGUCUCGGACCUUGAACACUAA
Molecule: messenger RNA, 330 nt
Organism: Phytophthora nicotianae INRA-310
Lineage: Eukaryota; Oomycota; Peronosporomycetes; Peronosporales; Peronosporaceae
Exons: 1
Coding region: 1-330 (109 amino acids)
Source: RefSeq, a predicted model, not a curated record